Triplophysa rosa is the source of this 1235-nucleotide messenger RNA. Its product is annotated as hatching enzyme 1.2. Gene Ontology annotation, molecular function: metalloendopeptidase activity; zinc ion binding. The record is from RefSeq and is a predicted model, not a curated record. The transcript has 10 exons. Bases 105 to 887 code for a protein of 260 amino acids. Gene Ontology annotation, biological process: proteolysis. NCBI's taxonomy places the organism in Eukaryota, Metazoa, Chordata, Actinopteri, Cypriniformes, Nemacheilidae.
AUUAAUUUGCAUAAUGAGGGCGCGUUUAAAAAGACACUUACCUUCAUCGCUGCUUCAUUUUACAUCUAUUUUUCCCUAUUUUUUCAAGUUGUUGACAUUUUAAAAUGCUUUUGUUCCUUAUAUUGGUGGGAUGGGUUUGUCAAGUGUGGGGGGGACCGUUGGGAAAACAGAAGACCUCUGAAAUCCAGUUUGAUGAAGGAUACAUUAACUCGCUGAGUGAAAAUCGUCUAUUGCCUAAAAAUGGUGAAGUAGUGAUGGAGGAUGUGGAAGAUGAUGCUGUUCUGGAGGGGGAUAUCCUGAUGCCUAGUGACAGGAACGCAGUGAGUGAGUUGUGGCCAAACGUGGAUGGGAUUGUGUCCGUGCCGUAUGAAAUCGAUUUCGUUCUCGAGGACCGGAUUCAAGAAAUAACUGAAGCUUUAGACAUGAUCAGUGACAAGACGUGCAUCACGUUUUAUCCGCGUACUAUUGAAACCGACUUCAUAUACUUCUCUUACGGUCAAGGGUGUGCAUCUUCUGUUGGAUGUGUGGGGGGUGAACAGCGUAUUGUGGUUGGGGAGAAGUGUUCUGCUGGAAACAUCUGCCACGAGAUCCUUCAUGCUCUAGGCCUGUACCACGAGCAUUCACGAAUCGAUCGUGAAAAAUAUAUUACUAUACUGUCUGAAAACAUUACCCCUGGGAAGGAAAAAAAUUUUCUGCCGAAAGAUGGAAACACUCUUGGCCUCAAGUAUGACAUGGAAUCUAUCUUGCAUUAUGGAAGCAAUUAUUUCUCAAGCAAUGGAGAACCCACAAUUGUGCCCAAAGACCGCAGUGUGACGAUCGGCCAGAGAAUACGGUUGACUGCGCUGGAUGUGCAGAGAAUCCGGAGGCUGUAUAAAUGUGACAUGUGAGAAGGUUAAAGGGGAAAGUGACACGAUGACACCGCCAACCAUCAUCUUUGAUAUGGAUACUUUUUGAUGCAGGAAUUCUGAGGCUAGGAUGACAAAUAAAGGCUUUUCGAAAGCAAAAAGGACCUUGAGGGUCGUCUGUUCUAAAGUUAUUUAGAAUAAAACUCAUUCACACGUCACUUUGUCAUGUUUCGUUUUGUCCAGUAGGUGGCGAUCAUUGAGCAUUUUUUUUGUUUGCCUUCGUGGAGAUUUUUAAAAAGUGAAUCAUUUCUUGCCAGUGGAACCCAGAGUGAGAAAACCUAAAGCACUGAAACGAUGUGAAGCGCUAAAAUGUAAUGAAAUGAAAUGUCA